GCUCGCGCCCGCGCGUGCACGCAAGUGCGUGCAUGGAAUCGUAGCUCAGCACGGGCUGAUCUGAUUAAGGGAGCCGAGGAAGGAAUAAAUAUUCGCCAGCCUCCUCACUGCUCAGUUAUAACCAAUCAAUUGCAGAAAGGAGAGGGAGACAGCAGCCUGGGCACAAGGUGUGCGGGUCCCCAAUCUGUGCAUACUCCGGGAUAGACAUAUGCGCGUGUGCAUGCACGCACCAGAGGGGCUGCUGCUCUUAUUGUCUGCCUCCCUCUGCAGAGAACAAGGGCAGCGGCGAGGGGCCUGCACCCUGGGCUAGCGUCGCGGCCCCAAGCAGGUCACGGGAGGCAAUUUCGCGGGUGGGGGAGGGCGGGGGAGACCUUGAUUUCCACCAAUCCCGGGGCGCGUGUCUGCGGAGUCCAGGGCGCAGCAGAAGGCUGCGGCGCACCGCUGAAUGAACUGAUGAGAGAGAGUUCUAGGUUUGCCCGUGAGGGGCGCGGAGUGAGGGUCCUGGCGGGCGCGGCCGAGGCGCCGGGGGUGGGGUAGCGGUCCCGGGCCAUCGUGGAAAUUUCCAAGGACUUGGUGUGGCGCGGAGAGCGCAUCUGGGGGGUGCCGGGCACCGCGGCGGCGCAGGAGGCGGGGAAAGGGCGGUGCAGGGCGCAGGAGCAUCUCUUUCUGGAAGGGACACAACCCAUCAGACGUCCGGGAGCCAGCCGCGCCUCUUCCAGGACCCCAGCCGAGGGCGACGGUGAUGCUGCAGUAAGGGCGGGAGCCACCGGCCCCACUGCUCUUAGACUCCUUCAUCGCCCGCUGCCUGCAGGGAAAGAGACUAAGGCUUGUGAUUUGCCCGGAGGCCACUUCCUUUAGCAAGACAUCCCAGUAAAAGUUGCAUUGGCGAAGAUCCUUGUAGCUGACCUCUGGGGCCGUGGCGUGGGGGUUCCCCAGCCGUGCGUUUGCGAGCUGGAAAGCCAAAGGUGUGUGUGCAUGGGGGGCCGGCCACUGGAGCAUCCUUCACUGCCACUUUGUCCAGCGUUGUGCUGAGGGUACACUGACCCUGGGACAUCGAGGCUGCGAUGAGCCCCUGCGGGCGGGCCCUACAUACGUCCAGAGGGGCCAUGGCCAUGCUAGCUCGGAAAUUCCCGCGUACCCGGCUACCCGUAGGAGCCAGUGCCCUCUGUGUGGUGGUCCUCUGUUGGCUCUACAUCUUCCCUGUCUACCGGCUGCCCAACGAGAAGGAGAUUGUGCAAGGGGUGCUGGCACAGCGGACGGCUUGGAGGACGAACCAGACGUCAGCCAGUCUCUUCAGGAGACAAAUGGAAGACUGCUGUGACCCUGCCCAUCUCUUUGCUAUGACUAAGAUGAACUCCCCCAUGGGGAAGAGCCUGUGGUACGAUGGGGAGCUCUUAUACUCGUUCACCAUCGAUAAUUCCACGUACUCCCUCUUCCCCCAGGCAACCCCCUUCCAGCUGCCAUUGAAGAAAUGUGCGGUGGUGGGAAACGGUGGGAUUCUGAAGAUGAGUGGCUGUGGCCGUCAAAUAGAUGAAGCAAAUUUUGUCAUGCGGUGCAACCUGCCUCCCUUGUCAAGUGAGUACACCAGAGAUGUCGGUUCCAAAACUCAGUUGGUGACAGCUAACCCCAGCAUAAUUCGCCAGAGGCAGAGCAACAAAGCCAUGGGAUCCACACACCUCUGUCUCCGCAAGGUUGGCUGGCCUUACAGGUCCCCACUCCUGGCUCUCACGUAGUGCUGAGACUCAGUUCCUUCUGCUUGGAAACAAGAACUUCACGCGUGAUCCGUUUCCCGAAUUUCUUAGCAAACAUAUUAUAAACAUACUUUUCAAAUUUAUACUCUGACUUUUAAGGAAAGUAACUUGGUCCUGAAAAGAUCAAAGCAGUUUCUUUCUAAAGUUUAUGACUUGUGUCUUAGAUGGUGUUCCUGAAACUUCUAUCCCUUCGGCUGACUUCCUUUUUCUCUUCUCCAAACUCAGGGCAGUGUUUCAGUGCUAGCACCAAGGGUCGGCCGUUCAGUUUGAUGUCUGUAGUGUAGCAGGGAAUUAGAAAGCGAAACCUAAAACUAGAACAGAACCUAGAGUAGAGAUGAGAAAGAAGUAGCCCAGGAGGCUAUGAGAGCACGGUGCUUAUGUGAGAGGCAAUGUUCCACAGUGGUGAAUAGCAGAGGUGUCAGGAGCUGGGUAUAUAGCUCAGUGAUAGAGUAUUUGCCUCCCACAUACGAAGCCUUGGGUUCAAUCCCUGGUACCACCAGUAAAGCCAAACUAAAUCCUCCACAACUUUCAGCCUUAAACAGACCUGUUCCUGAGCUUGAAACUUCUGUACUCACUCUCUUUGUAGCCUGGGUUAUUUAACCUUCUUUCUGUCAAUUGAGAAUAAAAUUAUUCAUCUCACGACUAUUGAGAAACUGAGAUGCGGUAACCGAGUUCAUGAAGCUUUGCUGAUUGGUGACCCAGAUUGCUCCUCCAGGUGAUCUCCUGUCCUAAUACAUUCUGGUCUUGGGUUAAACAUACUUUAAAAUGCAUUAUUAAACCCAUAAGAAAGUCCAAAGGGGAGGUAACCCAAUCACAGAAGAACUCACAUGAUAUGUACUCACUGAUAAGUGGAUAUUAGCCCAGAAACUUAGAAUACCCAAGAUACAGUUUGCAAAACACAAGAAACUCAAGAAGAAUGAAGACCAAAGUAUGGACACUUCGCCCCUUCUUAGAAUUGGGAACAAAACACUCAUGGAAGGAGUUACAGAGACAAAGUUUGGAGCUGAGACGAAAGGAUGGACCAUCUAGAGACUGCCGCACCCGGGGAUCCAUCCCAUAAUCAGCCUCCAAACGCAGACACCAUUGCAUACACCAGCAAGAUUUUGCUGAAAGGACCCUGAUAUAGCUGUCUCUUGUGAGGCUAUGCCAGUGCCUGGCAAACACAGAAGUGGAUGCUCAGAGUCAGCUAUUGGAUGGAACACAGGACCCCCAAUGGAGGAGCUAGAGAAAGUACCCAAGAGCGGAAGGGGUCUGCAACCCUAUAGGUGGAACAACAAUAUGAACUAAUCAGUACCCCCAGAACUCAUGUUUCUAGCUGCAUAUGUAGCAGAAGAUAGCCUAGUUGGCCAUCAUUGGGAAGAGAGGCCCCUUGGUCUUGCAAACUUUAUAUGCCCCAGUACAGGGGAAUGCCAGGGCCAAGAAGUGGGAGUGGGUGGGUAGGGGAGCGGGGGUCGGGGGAGGGUAUGGGGGACUUUCAGGAUAGCAUAUGAAAUGUAAAUGAAGAAAAUACCUAAUAAAAAAUUGAAAAAAAAAAGUCCAAAGGGCAUCUACUUGCUUCUCCUCAUCUUCCCAAAUCCAAACACACAGAACAGAAAGGAGGUCCUAAGACUUGUAAAGGCCGCACACCGAAACUUCCAGCAAGAGCCCAGGCCCUUGGCACGCCAUGCUGUGUGUGCCCCAUGUGAACUGGAUGAGUGGCUUCGUGUGAUUGACAAUCAGGAGCAGCCCUCAGUGUCCAGUCAGAUGAUAACAUAAAUUCAUCCAGAGGAACUCUCUCAGAGUUCUCAUGCAUCAUGUUCAAACAAAUGUGCUCUCAUAGUCAAGCACUACAAAAACAUGCUAGUCUGAGGCAAAAGGCAAACAAACAAACAAACAAACAAACAAAUCACAGGUAUAAAUGCCUAUGUAGAAAGACUUUCUAAAAUUGUCAGGUAUGCUAAGUUACAAAUAUGAAAUCAUUGCAGCAAAAAAAAAAAAAAAAAAAAAACAAAAAACAAAAAAACUAAGCCAAUAAAGAGUAAAAUAGCCAAAUGAAUGUGCUAAACAGAUCUUUUAGAAACAUAUGGAAUAACUGAUGAAGUAGACUGAAAUCAGAUUAGACACAAUUGAAGAGAGAAUUAGUGAACUGGAAGGAAAAGAAAGAAUUUUCCAGAUGUUAGAUUAAACCUUAGAGUAUAGCUGUAGGAAUCUACAGUAUUAGAUGUGUUAUAAUUAAUGAAUAGCGUCAACUGUAAUAGAAAUGCAUACAUAUUUUUUUGCAUAUAUAAUCUUAAAGCAAAGCAAAAACCAUCCUGAGCAUUGGACUGACCAUCAUGGUCUGUGAGGACGCAUCCUGAUCUGUUAAUGGAAGCAUUUGUGACCGAUAAGGGAUGUGCUUUCAGAGGAAAGUGAGUAGUAGAUUUGAGGUUGACUCCCAGGUCACUCAGUGGCUUCUCUCCUCUCCAUCACUGGACUUUUUCUUUCUCUUUUUUGGAAAGUGGUUGGAAAGCUUACAGCUAAGGCUUUAUAGCGGGUCACAGCUGAGCCAUGACUAGGAGAGAGAUGAUUUCAAGACAUAAAAGGUGAACUUGCUUUUGAAUUAGUCUUCUUGAGGAUCAUAAAACGCCUAAAAGAGGCAACCUAAGGUAGAAAGGAUUCGUUGUUGGUGUUGUUCAUGAUUUGAGAAGUACAGUCAAUCAUGGUAAAAAAAAGCACGGUCGUAAGAAAGAUGCCAUCAUGGUGCUGAGAUGGUGAGGUGGCUCAUAGUGGUGAGGUGGUAAGAUGGUAGGUAGCCUGGUGGUGAGGUGGCUGCAUGGUGCUGAGGUGUGGCAUGUUAUUGUGGCAGCAGGAACCCAUUACAGCUGACACAGCUGAGCUGGGGCAACUGGUGACUUUGUGUGUGCACAUCAGGAUGCAGAGAGCUAGGGUUGGAGAUGGGCUUUCUCAUAUCUCUCAAAGCCUGUCCCAAACCUACUUCCUUAGUGAGAGCUCCCAAAGAUGUGACAGCUUCUUCAGACACCAUCCCUGGCUGAGGACCAAGUAUAAAAACACAAGCCUGUGGGGAGACAUUUCACAUUCAAGCUGUAAGCACUACUUAACAGGAAAGAUUUACUCAGGACUUUCCAUCCCAUGUUCUGAUGAUUCUGACAGUGUGGUAGUUUGAAUGUGGUGUCCUGAUAGUCUCAGGCAUGAGUUUAAAUAUUUGGUCCAAAAUUGGUAUUGCUGUUUGGAGAAGCUUAGGAGGUGUCGCCAUGUUGGAGGAGGUAGGCCAUUGGAGAAAGGUUUUGAGGGUUUGAUGACUAAUGCUAUGUAUCUCUUUACUUCCUUCUUGUGGUUCAAGAUGUACGCUCUCAGCAACCAGCUACAGCUACCACGCCCCCACUCUGCCACCAUAGAUGCUUUUCUCCUGGAAUGCCAAAUAAGCUUUCUUCUGUAAGUUGUGUGGUCUUGAUUUAUCCCAGCAAUAGAAAAGUGGCUGUUAUAAACAGUAACAAAAUACAUGGAAGGGUGAGGAAUACACAUUUGAUAAACACUAAUGAACCGAAAGUGUGAGUGGGCCAAUCUACAAUCAAGCCACAGCGUAGCUACCACAACACCAUGAGCCAGCGGCAAAGAGACCGCAGGCCUCCCUGGGUUUCUACAGAGAGGCUUUUUAUUAAAAUGUCAUUGACAGGACCUCCUAUUUCCAUUUGGCUUGGAGCUAAGCUAUUUAUUGCAGAAGCACUCUACCACCAAACACUUGCGUGUGGAGGUAGCUUCUGGCUAGAUGCUCUCCAUAUCCAGCCUGGGUGAUCUACAGUGAUCACUUCUGUCUAAGAUAAAUUGUCACAACUCUCUAUCAGUAUCUCUGCUCUUUUUGCUGUUCAUCUUUUUACACCGAUAUUUUUCUGAGUCACUGUCCCUGCCAAGCCAGUUCCCACUGCUUCCCUCCAUGCCCGGGUAGGUGGCCUCUGCUCUCCUUACAAGCCACCACAUGGAGCCCGUGAGCCACAUUCCCAGCUUGGUCCCCAUCUUAGCAUAAUUUCUGCUCUCCUUGUUCCUACCACCUCUCCCUAGCUACGCCCAACAGCCCAAGAGAGAGUAUCAGAAGCUCCUCUGUGUGCCACUAAGAACGCAUAGGCCAUCUUAGAUCCCUUCUCCUAUUGGCUCACACCGCAAUAGAUAGAGGGGAGGUGCCUAGGUUCUUUAUGGCCUUUUGCUUCCAUGGGGUGUGUGUGGGGGUGUGUGUGUGUGUGGGUGGGGGGGGAGGUCCAGUGGAACUUUCUAAAGUGCCUGAGCUGACCUCUUCAGAUCCAUGUUGUCCCAACACAUAGAUCAUUUUAGAGGACUGCACCACAUCUUUUCCUCAUUCCUCUCCUCUUGGCUAAUAGUAUCCAUUUCUGUUUCAUGGAAGGAACUUGUAGCCCAACUGACUGGCAGUCAGAGUGCUUCUUUAUACAGAACCCAGCCAACAGGGAUAGAUCUAUAAGAUUCUGGCAAGUCUUAGCUUACCGGGGACCUCCUGAGUGAACAAUGCAGAGGAAUCGAUGCAAAAAGCAAGAGGAAUUUAUUGUUCCAGCAUGUUGGGGUGGCCCUGCACAUGGUGAGAGAGAAUGACCACGGGCAGCCUGUUGGGCGAGCCUUUAUAGAGUUCUCCAGGCAGCAGCCAUUAGGCACAAUGUGAUUGGCAGAACAGUGUGACCUUUAAACUGAUUGAUCUAUAGGGAAUAAGGUGGGUGGCCAACAAUCGCAGAAUGUGUCUACCCCUACCUUGUAGGUGGCUGGUGGGGUACCCGCCUCCCUGUGGUCUGAGGAGUACAACUAGCCCCUCCCUUCCAGAGGGGAGGUGCCUAGGUUCUUUAUGGCCUUUUGCUUCCAUGGGGUGUGUGUGUGGGGUGUGUGUGUGUGUGGGGGGGUGUCCAGUGGAACUUUCUAAAGUCCCUGAGCUUUUGUCCCAACACAUAGAUCAUGUAAUUUUUGUCCCGGACAUGAGCUUUAACUUAUUUUUGGUCAUAAGUUUAGUCAUCAUUGAUAGACCAUGACAGAACAGAGUUAUCUUUUAUAAUUCUUUCCCCUCACCAACCCCAGAACCCAACUUUUAAGAAUCUUGUGGUUUCAAGGACAGUAGACAGAAAGAAAAUCUCCAAGCCAGCCUGGGCAGAUUGUCAUGUCCUGAGAAAUAUAUUAUUAACUCUUAAUGGUCAAAGUGCAGCUUGUCAUUAGUUCCAAGAAAAAUCUUCAGGCCAAAACUGCUGUAGUUAUUAUUCAAUGUCUGCCAUGUUACAAUGUUUAUACCUUUGUAGAAUUUAUUUAUAUGUCUAAUCUUGGUAUUCUUUGAUCCUUGGUCAUAGGACACCACAGUAGGCCUGCAUGAGCUAGCCUUUCUAAGAAGGGAAGGUAUUAAUACUUCAGUCUUUUAUCAUUUAUCCAUAGCAUUCUUUGUCUAUAGGUAUGAGCCCCAGUGUAGGGCAGAGAUAACUCUGGCCAACCUAACUUCAUCACUGUAUGUUUUACUCAAGGGGAAUACUAUAUACGGGCCCCAAUCUUAUAUGCCCGAGUGCACAGCAAGAAGAGGUGUUAUGCCCAUCUUCUGCCAACUUCUCUAGCUGGCUGAAUCUUGUUUACCUUUUAAACUUUAUUUUGUUCGGAUUAUCUUGUUACUGAGUAAGCACAGGGGCAAAUGUUCCAAAAGUAUCUUGGAGUCAGGGCCUCAUAAGGAGAUCUCUGGCGUCUUUAUUUGAGUCACAACCUCCAAGGAAGACCUUCAAAGAGGGCCAGAAAAGGCUAUCCCCUUAAAUGUGAGAGGGGCUGUAUGCUCAGGAAUUUUCUGGGGAAGCUUAGAAGGAGUAGUCCUGAGAGAAGGCAUAAAUGAUUUGUAAUAAAUUUCCCUUCAAUCCGAUAUCUCCAAGUUGUACAAAUAUUAAAAGCUCCCCCUCUCCACCCCCACCCCGCCCCCCCCCCCAGCAUACAACACCUGGCAAUCAAGACCCAAAGUGGAAGACAGCAGGACGGUGGGUGAUGGCUCAGCUCAGCUUUGCUGGAUCAGUGUUAAGCAGCUGUGCUGGCUUGAUGACUUUCGCUGCUGCCAUUAGAUACGGCUGUACCACUCACCUUUGGUACAAGUUCUCAGAUCUUAGCCAGAUGCUCAGAUAACAUCAGUGGUAACAGGAAGUGGCCUUUUCUAGGAAUGGACCCAUUCCUUGAAACAUACACACAUCUUAUUCUCUAGUGCAAGACUUAUCAUUCCAAAACCUUCUUUCUUUGGUGCCCUACAGAUUAAUUGAGCUCUUAACCUGAACGGGGGUGGGGUGGGGGCUUCUGAACUCCAGGAGCCUGAAUCAUCUUUUUCUUGGGAAAGUUUAUUUAUUUAUUUUAUUGUUGUUCUGUUUUGCUUUGUAUUGUUUGAACACAUAUUCUCCAAGCAUUUCCUCAGGAAGAGUAACAGAAAGCAAAGGUUUUGAGAGCCUGUGUGUGUGCCAUUGACAACAGUAUCCUUUUAUAUCCCAUGGAUGCUCUUGUUAGGAUUUACUUCUAAACAUGCCUUUCAGAAGAUUUUGUUUUUAAUUAUGUACCUCCCAUGUGUGCAUGUGUGUCUUGCACAUGCACUUAAGUGCAAUGCCCUUGAUGGCCAGAAGAGGGCAUAACAUCCCUAGAGCUGAAAUUUGUGCUACCUACCAUGGGUGUGCGUAACUGAACUCUGGUCUUCUGUAAGGUCCACAAAUGCCCUUAUCCUUCAUGCCGUCUUUCUAGCCCCAGAAUUUUAUCCUAACUUGGAAAUCCUUUCAGCUUGUUGAGGAAAUUCAUCCAGCAUUUUCUAGGGUCAGCUUUCAGGGAAACCAAUGACACUCUGUGUUCUGAUCUCCUUAUAUAUGACCCGAACUUAUAUUGUACUCUGCAUUCCAACCUGGUUCCCUUCUGUCUUGCUCAGGUUGGCCUCAAACUUGUGGCAAUUCUCCUGGCUCGGCUUCUGGACCCUCCCACCCAGUUCCUUUUCUCUGCAUGUUGAAAUUUCAUAAUUACUGUGUUUUGUGACUUCGCUCACCGUGUGGCACUCAGUGGGCCUUUCCAGUCUUCCAGUCCAUGUCUUCCACUUUGUCAGUGUCCAUCUUUUAGUAAUUUGGCAUUUUAGAAUCCACAGCAGCACACUCUAAACAUCAGACCCCGAGUGCUAGCACUAAGAAAAUUAGCCUGUCCGGGACCAUCUCAGUGGCCCAAGUUACAGUGCUGUACUCCUGUGAUUCAUGACACUGGGGGCUUUUUUUUUUUUUUAAGUUUGAUCUUAGUCUGGGCUACCUAGUAAAACCCUGUCCACCUUCUGACAUCCCUCCCCCCAUAAAACCAAACAAAACAACAAAACCCAAGACAAAACAGAGUAUUGUUGCAAAGAGAAGAAAAGCCAGAACACUGUAAAGUUGCUUUCCCCCAGCCCCACCCCCUCCACAAUAGCUAUCCUGUUGUUGUUCUCCCCUGGUAAUGCCCCUGUUUUGGAUGUUCCUCUCCUUGAGGUGAUAAUGAGGCCUCAGAUAAGCUAGUCCUUAUGGACACAUGUAUGUAGUUAAUGAGGGUUCAUGUUUUAUUCUACUCUGUGUUUUUGUAUUUUAACCAGAGCUACCAGUAGAGAGUUUAGUGUUUUCACAAAAGCAGAGGAUUCUUUAUGCAGAGAAAAUACAGAUACCUUGACUUUGUCGGGGUUGGGGCUGGGGGCCGAGGGCUGGGAAGGUAUUUUAGGCAGAAGAUUGGAGAGGAAUCUUUAGUGGUCUUUGCCUCACAGCACUUUGACAGCUCCAUCUUCCCAGGACGGAAGAUGCUAAGAUUAACAAUGGCACUUGGGAACUAAUGGGAAACAGAUCAGACUAUUCUGUGCUUCCAAGUGCCACAGAGGGCAGAAGCCAGAGCGUCUCCUGCUGCCCUCAGACCGGAGGCUCUUACAGGCUUCCCCCCCCCCACUUUUCUUUUUCCCUUGGGCUAGUUGCAUCUCGUGCCAUAAAUUCUGUGAAAGAAGGAGGCUUGUAUCUCAAAUAUGCGUUGGAUAAUAACCUGUGCUUGGUAUUGCUAGACAACCCAAGACCAUGGAGUCUUGUUAGAUGACAAUGUUUUCUGAGGAGAGAGCAUUUCUGCUGUGUAAGACUUUCUGGCUAUUAUUAAAUAAAUAUUUGGCGGUAGAGGCUCCACAAUUUGGAAGGUAGAAAUCAGCAGCUGUCCGUGUUUAUAAUUCAGAUUCUAUGUUUGUGUUCUUGAAAUCAGUUUUCCCCAGAGGACCACCAUACUCGUCUGUCUGCUGGGCUUCUGCUGUGGAUUUCUCCCUCUCUCUGUUGCCUUCACGGUGAUGUUCUCCGGUGUUGCUUUUGAGGCUCUCUCUCUUUCUCCCUUUCUCUCUCUACUUAUUGUCUGGCAAGCUUAAUUUUGAAUAUCAACUUGAUCAGACCACGCUAUGCUUGGCACUGGGAAGGCAUAGGUUUUGAGUGUGUCUGUGAGGGUCUGGGUUGUAUGUCAGAGAGAGGAAAUCAGCUCUACCUGGGGACCAUACCAUCUCCGUAUGGGAAGAAAGAGAAAGCCAGCUGUGGGUCUUCCCAGAUGUGAGCAAGCAGCCCCCUGCUGCCACCACUGGGGACAAUUCCCAUUGCUCUUUCUUCCUUAACGCGAUAAACUGUAUGUCUUCAAAUCCCAAGAUCAAGUAAAUCCUUCCUUCCCUAACUUCAUCCUGUUGAGGAUUUGAUCAUAGAGAGGCCACCUUCCCUUGAAGAAUUCACCCAGGCUCUUCAGCUUUGGCCAGAACCACCUCUAAUAUAGCUCUAUCCCAGACAUCAAGUGCCUUCAGUACUUCAGAUGGCCAUAUGUCUAGAUCCACUUAGAAGUCCUACAGAUGCUCCACGUUCAGUGUCCCACAAUGCACUAGUCAUUCUUCCCACCAACCCUCCUUGGAUCCAUGAUAUCUUCAGCCAUUCUUUAAUUAAAAUUUAUUCCUGGAGAAUUUCAUGCAUGUAUAUAAUGCAUCAAUCUCCCUCCCUCCCUCCACCUCCUCCCCAACACACUCCAUGUGAGUGCUACUCAUACUCACAUAGUGUAGGCCUAUCCACUAAAGAAAGCAUACACUUCCUCCCUUUGUGGCCAGCAACUGCCAAUAGCUGCUCAGCUAAGGGUGGGGCCCCAUGAGCCCUUUCCCCCUUCGUGCUGGAAUCUUGACUGACCUCCUGCAGCUCUGGUGCAGGCAACCACAGCUUCUAUGAGUUCUUGUGUGCGACAGCCCCCUCAUGCAACAUGCCUCCACCUCUGGCCCUUACCACCUGUCUGCCUGUCAACAUCGCUCAUCUAUCUGAUGAAUCUGCUCAUUAAAACCUCUGAGCAUGCACACAGCCACAAGCCUUAGCCUUCCAAAGGUAUUGGGUCAGCCCCUCCCCCAUCCCUUUAUUCUCUGUGACCAACUGAGUGUUUGACUUAGAGUGAGACUCCAUCAAGUACCAGGGUGCAGUUUAUGUGCAGUUCAGUGUUUUAAAUCACCAUAAAUCACCAUAAAUAAAUAGAUAAAAAAAAACCUUAGAAUCACCAUGUUCUGUACCAGAUUAUGGGGAAUUUCCAUCAGCUGCAGGGGGUGAGAGUGGGGGCUGGGCUGGGUUGGGAGUCACAAUCAUAAACCAAGGCAGUAUAAUUAGAAUAGCACAGCAAUCCCCCAGGGAAGAUGGAAAGCCAUGGUGACUCACAGAGAAACACAGAAGAGACUCAGAAAGUCAAGCGCCUUGCUCUCCUAGCUGGCCGGUCACACCUUUGCUGUAGCUCUUCUUUCUCUGUCCGCUUCACAAUGUUCAGACCAAGGUGCACAAGUGAGACAGCAGGGCCUUGAAGGCUGAGAGGAAAGAAGUCUCCAGGACAGUCUGAGGCGGGAGGGAAGAGGGCACACACACUUAGGGAUGAGGAGGUGGGGGGCCACUUGGUGGUUACUGCAUGGAGAAUUCAAAGUCCUCGGCUACAUAACUAUAACCAGGUUAGGUGGUGGAUUGCAGUGUGUGUGGGUGAGAGAGAGAGAGAGAGAGAGAGAGAGAGAGACCUUGUUUACACAAAUAUAUACCUACAAAGAAAUCAAGAGAAAGACCAAAUACAUGAAAGGAAAAGGGAAAGAAGAAAGGAAGAAAGAAAGAACAGAUAGGCAGAUGGACGGACAGACGGAUGGACAGAUGACCUCAGGGACCUUUUCUCUAUGAGUAAUUUGUAAGGGACCAAUGGUAGGAUGGAAUGGAAUGUAAGUUGUUGCUUCUUACAUUCCUUUAACUAGGAAAGUGCGCAAUGGCAGGAAUCUCCUGGGGUUUGGAUGUAACAUCGUCUUUUUUUUUCCCCCCUAAAGAUUUGAUUUAUUUUAUGUUAGUAUACUGUCAUUGUCUUCAGAGACACCAGAAGAGGGCAUGACAUCACAUUACAGAUGGUUGUUAUCCACCAUGUGGUUGGUGGGACUUGAACUUGGGACCUCUGGAAGAGCAUAACCUCUGAGCCAUCUCUCCAUCCCCAUAACAUUGUCUUUACUGUGGUUGUUACUCCCAUUUACUGCAUGACUUGAAAGUUGUUCUCUGACUUCCACAAGCGUCUUGUGGUACAUGUGCACAUGGAUACACACACACGCAGAUAAAUAAUACGCGUAAUUAAAUUGAUUAAUCAUCGUUGCUGGAAAAAUUUACAAAAUCUAAGUGCGUUCAAACAACAGAAGUGCAUACCUCCACAGUCCUGGAGACAGGCUCCAGCAGGGCUGUGUGCUCUUUGAGCUGUUUGGAGCUCUGGGAAGGAGCCUUCUCCACUUCAGGCUGCUUCUGUGGUUGGCCAGAAGUCAACCCUCAACCCUCCUCUUUCUGCCUCUGUGCUUCCAUGGCCUCCUUCCUGUGUUGGCGUCUCUAGAUUCUCCCUUAUAAGGGCAGUGGGCUGGGGACCACUCUAACCAUCCCCUCAUUUUGACCUUACUGUGACAGUCUAUAACGAGGUCAUUUGCAAGUUCAUAUCUUGAGGUCUAGAAUGUAUGUUAACUUUGGGUGGUGGAGGACAGAAAUUCAAUCCGGGUCAAGGGUGACACGCUCAUCAGAAAUAAGGAGCAACCUACAAAAAUAAAAUGUAUUCAUAUGUGUGCAUUUCCAUUCCUGAGAAUAGUACUUUUCGUUUGCAGAGAUGGCAGGAAAACUGAUUUAUACUUGACUCCAGAUUUUAAAAUUUGUUCUCAUCAGAAAAUCAUGAAAAGAAGGGAAAGUCACACCGUUUAGAAAACAAUAGUUGCCUUAUAGUUGCCUUAGCCAAAGAAAGGAUGGAUGACUCUUCUCUGUAGACACAGUAUGUAGACGUUCAUGGAAAGUGGGGAGGCCUUGGGAAAUGAUUGGAUGUGGAGAUGGGGGAGGUAAUUACAGACAACCGCUAAGGUUAGUAAGUAUUCAACUUCGUUAAUAAUUAAAUACUUUAGCAUCACAAUAGCACAUUCUCUAUUUUUAACUACCAGAGUAGCAAAAAUAAAGAGAGAAACUGUGGAUGUUCUCAGACUCUGUGCUGCUGGCCGAUGGGAGCAUUCAUUGGUGCAUUUUGUGGAGAAAAAGAAAAGAAUUAACAUGGAUUGAGAACCUUUACAGCGUUCCCACCCUUUUAGUAAAAACACCUCUAACAAAAUCAGUCAUAAAAGAACAAUCUGGAAAUGUGUAACGCUUAAAUGAUGAGAUGGCAAAAGGUACCUGGGAAUUGAAUGCUUCCUUCAGAGAUGUUAAAAACACUCCGGCUUCAGAUGCUGCAGGGUAACCCAGUGAAGUUAGUCUAUGGAUAAAGGCUCUGCUUAAGACCCUUGGGGCCAUGGGGUGGUCUAAUGAAGGGAAAUGGAGAGAACUCUGAAAGCCAUGCUGUAUUAUCUGCUGCAGUCACUAGUCAGUAGAGUGAGGAAACUAUCUUCCACAUCCAGGGGCCCCAACUCUCUCCUCAUUUACCUCAGUUCAGCAUUAAGUCACUCAAAAAUUCACGACUCAUUGACUGAGCCCAUAUCUCACUGACUUCACUCAUAUCCUAUUGACUGAACCUAGAUCUCAUUGACUGACCCUGCAUUCUAUAGACUGGACCCUCUUCCAACUGACUGAGCCCACAUCCCAUUGACAGGGUCUGUGUGUCAUUGAUUGAGCCCUCAUCACAUUGGCUGGACCUAUUGCCCACUGGCUAAGCCAAUAUCUCAUUGGCUGGCCAUGAAGUAAAGGUGGGAGUUCUGCUGUGGAUAUUGGAAAUCCGUUCUAUAUAUUUAUUGCACCUGUGAAUAUGGGAACCUAGUCCAUGUAUUUACUAGACCCUUAACAAUUCGAAUCUUAAAAUUAAAAAAAAAAAAGAAUCCAUCUUUAAAUAACUCUGAAAUACUUUUGACUUAAAGGUUUUUAUUUUUGUUAUUGUUUGUUUGUUUUUUUUUUUUGCCAGAGCUACAUAGUAAAACUUUAUCAAAAUAUAUUUGUAUAUGGUCUUAUUUUAAGAAUGUAGAAACAGAUAGCAAGUGCUCUUGAAAACUGUCCCAGGAUUCAAAACUGUUUUUAUUGCCUUUCUCCUGUUAGAGCCAAGGCAGCUUCUGUUUGCCAAACACUUGUGGUUUCCCCUUCUUCCCUUUCUGAGUUAUAGCUUUAAUCUUUUCUAAAAGAUCAUGAAUUAAUUUUAUGAUAAUCAUUUUUCAUCAAGACCAGCAAACAAUGUUAGUUCAAUAAAAACAGGAAUUAAUGAAGGCAAGCAGGAGAAGAGAAUAAAUAUGCAUGUGGCUUUGUUUUUGCUGUUUGGGGUGGGAAGAGAUAUUUUUAAAAGACUUGUUAACACCCACGCCACAUGUGGCUUUUCCGCUGCAGACAUAACUUGUGUGGCUAGUGGCAGGGUAGGCACAGGGGAAUAAGGAGCUAGUUUAGUUUGAAUUCAGACCUUGUGUUUGUCAAGUGAUACCUAUAUGGAUAUAUAUACAUACACAUUUAUACAUAUAUAUGUUAAAGUACAUGGUUACAUAGAAUCUUAUUUAAGGUUAGUAGGCAAAUAAAUUAAUUAUAUCCGUUGCAUUAGUUGGUUUCCUCAUUACUGUGGUUAAUUAAACACUCCGUAAGUAGCACCUUCUUGGAGAAAGGCGGAGUUUACUUGAGGUUUGAGGAUCUGUCUCCCAUUGUGACAGAGAUGACACACACAGUGGCAGGAACAGACCUCAGCUUUGGCCAUGGGAACCUGAGGCAGCUUAUUCACAUCCGAGCAACUCAAAAUCUGUGUAGACAGGCAGUGGGGCUGGGUGAUACACCAAGACCUGUCCCCUGAGACCUACUUCACCCAGUGAGACUCAGCUUCCUAAAGGUUCCCAAGGGUCCCCAAAUAGGGCCAUGGAACCAAACACAGAGGGGGCCUAUUUCACGUUCAAACCGCAUCAAGCAUGGAGGAAAAGAAAACAAUAGCGGUUAUUUAGAAAGUUCCACAGAUAGUGUGCAUCUGCCCUCUCCCCGACUGACCAGUAACUAGGUCACCUGCUACUUUAAAUUAAAAAAUGCCUUUAGCAUCUUAAGUAGAUAGCUUUUCCUGUCAACUGUGACAAGAAUUCCAAGUUCGACAGUGGCUUUUUUUUUUCUUUCUUCCUAAAUGUUAGAAAUUUUCCUUUAUGCCAAAUUAGAUAUUUUCUAAUGCAAAUCAAUUCCUGAAAGAAAGCUGUUGGGAUGGAACAGAGAGGAUCCUGCGGUUCUAGCCUGUGAGGCCGGCUCUGCCUCAGCAUCAUGAGAGUCUGACAAUGUGAUGGUUUGUAUAUGCUCAGACUAGGGAGUGGCACUAUUAGGAGGUGUGGCCUUGUU
Mus musculus (house mouse) is the source of this 15499-nucleotide messenger RNA. It is a transcript of the gene St8sia1, whose product is annotated as ST8 alpha-N-acetyl-neuraminide alpha-2,8-sialyltransferase 1. NCBI's taxonomy places the organism in Eukaryota, Metazoa, Chordata, Mammalia, Rodentia, Muridae. Bases 1065 to 1733 code for a protein of 222 amino acids. The record is from RefSeq and is a predicted model, not a curated record. The transcript has 5 exons. Gene Ontology annotation, molecular function: sialyltransferase activity; alpha-N-acetylneuraminate alpha-2,8-sialyltransferase activity. Gene Ontology annotation, biological process: glycoprotein biosynthetic process; sphingolipid metabolic process. Gene Ontology annotation, cellular component: Golgi membrane.